Euleptes europaea (tarantolino) is the source of this 960-nucleotide messenger RNA. RefSeq names its product 17-beta-hydroxysteroid dehydrogenase type 6-like. The transcript has 4 exons. NCBI's taxonomy places the organism in Eukaryota, Metazoa, Chordata, Lepidosauria, Squamata, Sphaerodactylidae. The coding region runs from base 1 to 960 and encodes 319 amino acids. The record is from RefSeq and is a predicted model, not a curated record.
AUGUGGCUCUGUCUGGCAAUCUCACUGGCACUGUUCUUCCUGAUCCGAUGGUAUCUGGAGAGACAGACCGUGGAGGACCUGAGGGAGAAAUAUGUCUUCAUCACUGGCUGUGAUUCCGGCUUUGGCAACCAGCUUGCCCGGCAGCUGGACUUUCUGGGCAUGCAGGUCUUGGCGGGAUGUUUGACCCAGAAGGGGGCUGCGGAACUGGAAAGGCUUUCAUCUGAACGGCUAAAAACCAUCAUCCUGGAUGUGACCAGCACAGAGAGUGUUGUUGCGGCAACUGAGUGGGUGAGAGGCCACGUGGGGAACAAAGGGCUCUGGGGCUUAGUGAACAAUGCGGGAGUUGUGCAUCCUGUAGCUCCCAACGAAUGGCUGACCAAAAAUGACUUUGUGAAAGUGCUUGACGUCAACUUAGUUGGUCUAAUUGAUGUGACUCUGCACAUGUUGCCCCUGGUGAAGAAGGCCAAAGGAAGGGUGGUCAACGUGGCCAGCAUCCUGGGUCGGCUGGCUUUCUAUGGAGGAGGCUACUGCCCAUCUAAAUAUGGGGUGGAGGCUUUUUCUGAUUGCCUGAGACGUGAACUCCGCCUGUUUGGGGUGAAAAUAGCCAUAGUAGAACCAGGAUACUUCAGAACAGGCAUGACAAACAUUCAAUUGAACCUCAACAGUCUGGAGCAGAUUUGGACCAAUGUUCCACAGGACACCAAAGAAAGCUAUGGCCAGACCUAUUUUGACAAUUAUUACAAGACGUUCAAGGAGGCAAUCACAACUCGGUGCUCCACAGACCUGUAUCCGGUCACUGACUGCAUGGAACAUGCCUUGACAUCCAAGCACCCCCGGACUCGCUACUCUGGAGGCUGGGACGCCCAGUUCUUCUACAUCCCACUCUCUUACCUGCCCACAGUUUUGGUGGACUUUGUGCUGACAUGGCCCUGGCCAAAACCUGUUCAGGCUGUACAAUGA